Messenger RNA from Petromyzon marinus (sea lamprey), 1948 nucleotides. The record is from RefSeq and is a predicted model, not a curated record. NCBI's taxonomy places the organism in Eukaryota, Metazoa, Chordata, Hyperoartia, Petromyzontiformes, Petromyzontidae.
CCUCCCACCCCCCCAAGCCCCACCCUGCUCCUGAGGCGUCUGUGUGUCUGUCUGUGUGUCUGUCUGUGUUGUCUUCGUGCGCGCCAUGGCCGAUAUCUCCGAGAUGGAGGCGAGAAUCGAGGCGCUGGAGCGCGCCCUCUGCGGUGGCCGCCCGCCCGCCAAACGCCUCCAGUGCAUCGAUGCCCUGACGAAGAUUCAGGCGACGUUGGACGCGGCGGCGGGCAAGAGGGAGCGUGUGAGGGCCCUCUUCAAGAAACUGGAUGAGUUGCUGCGGGUGCUGGAGCCUGGGCAGUCCCCGUCUCCUGCGGUUCCUGACUCCGUCAAACUCCAGAUCGUCUUCUCGGGAGAGUCGACGUUAAAGACCCAGGCGGGGCUGCUGGAGGAGGUGGAGCAGCUGAUUCCUCUGCUGGAGAGCCAGUCCCUGCAAGCGAUCCCUGGCUACUCGGGGCAGCUGCAGGCGCUCACCCAGGUCCACGUGCGUCAGCAGGACGAGUGUGCGGCGGUGGAGAAUGAGGUGAAGACGCUGGUGGAGGAAUACAACCGGACGCUGCUGCUGCUGUCGCGUCAGUUUGUGCAGUGGGACGAGGAGCUGACGCGCGUCGAGGUGGCGCGAGGCGCCCGCAGGGUGCUCGACUGACGAGGGCCGAGGCUCCGAAGAACCCGUGGCGUCGCCCGACCGAGCACCCACCCACGGCACUCUGCACACGGCACGCGGACACACGGCACACGGACACACGGCACCCGCACGGCACGCAGAGACGCAGGCAAAGGUGCCCCCCACCACGCCCCUGCCCGUGUGGCCCCCGGCUACUUCCGUUGGGACUUCUUUCGCGCCGCACGCGGCCAAGCCGUGCCCCAACGCGCGCCGCACCGGGUUACUCACUUCGGACCGAGUCGACCUAAGGGAGGCCCCGGACCGGUUCAAGGUGUUCGCCGUCCUUCGAACUUGGGUCGUCUGCCGCAUGGCAACGUCCACCCGCCAACCCCCCCCCCCCCCCCCCCCCCCCUUACUGGCAGGACGAAACGCCUGCUCGUCUUGUUCUGCGCAGAGACAGCUGCCACUGGGGGUGCCCUCGCACGAUAGCAAUCGCUCACACUCAUUACACUCCACACUCCCCCCCCCGCCAACCCCACUGGCAGAACAUACAAACUCCAAUAUAAGCUCAUGAUACUGGUGUUUUAUUUGGGUUCGAUCGCGUGAAUAUAUAAAUGUUGUGUCGUUAAAGCCGCCACCACCCGACACAGCCAAUUAGUAAGGGGGUUUGUCACGUGAACAGAACGCGGCCAAUUCGUCACUAGCACAGCACUAACCGGGUGUGUGUUGUGGGAGCUGUACUAGUCUCGAAUUGGCAUGUUCUAUUUACGUGACAAACCUUACGAAUUGGCUGUUGUUAGCAAGGGGGUUUGUCACGUGAACAGAACGCGGCCAAUUCGUCACUAGCACAGCACUAACCGGUUGUGUGUUGGAGAGCCACAACGUUUACAGUCUUGAGUAUCGUGACGUUUCGCCAGUCAUUACAACCACCAGCUUUGUCAGGCGACAGCCACAUUUGUGGAGAAGCCCUCCGCCUGUUUUCGUUCCUUAUGCAGAGGCGUCGAUGUGAUGACCACGCUUGUGCAAAGUGGUGGUGGUGGUGGCGGCGGCGGGGGGAGGUGGGAAUCGACGUACAAUCUGCGAGCCACGUGAUCUUGUACUUGCUUGUCCAUUGUGUUGUACUGAAAUAGCCCCGUACCAACGGUGAUCCCGAUCCAUGGAAAGCUCGCCCGGGGUUGGGAGUCGAACCCCCGGUCGCCGCCGUGCUUUACGGCCCUGCCGCCCCGCCGCCCCCGGCGAUCGAUCGAUUACGACGAUUUGGGUCGGGCCAAGUCCGCCGAGCUCGGGCGAGGAGUCGAACGCGUGGCCUGCGCUCCGUAUUUAUCAAAUAAAAGGCCGAUGGCGAUGAGGCGC